UGAACAUGGCGGGUACAGAGGAGAAGAAAGUGCCAUCUGUGCCAGAAAGCCUUUUAAAAAGGCGAAAGCAGUUUGCAGCUGCAAAGCUCAAGAGAGUCAAAAAGAUCGUGGCUGAAAAAAAGCUUCGCAAACAGAAGAGGAAGAUCAUUUUUAAGAGAGCUGAAGGCUACUACAAGGAAUACAGGCAAAUGUACAGGAAAGAAGUUCGUCUGGCCAGGAUGGCUCGUAAAGCUGGAAACUUUUAUGUACCUGCAGAGCCCAAGCUCGCUUUUGUGAUCAGAAUUAGAGGUAUUAACGGAGUCAGCCCCAAGGUACGCAAAGUACUGCAACUUCUCCGCCUGCGUCAGAUCUUCAAUGGAACCUUUGUAAGGCUUAACAAGGCCAGCAUAAACAUGCUGAGGCUGGUGGAGCCCUAUAUUGCAUGGGGUUACCCAAAUCUGAAGUCUGUGCGCCAGCUGAUCUACAAACGUGGGUACCUUAAGAUUAAGAACCAGCGUAUCCCUCUGACUGACAAUUCCCUCAUUGAGAAACACCUUGGCAAGAAAGGCGUCAUGUGCGUUGAAGAUCUGAUCCAUGAAGUCUACACCGUUGGCAAAAACUUCAAGGCAGCAAAUAACUUCCUGUGGCCCUUCAAACUGUCCUCUCCCAGGGGAGGAAUGAAUAAGAAGACAACACACUUUGUGGAAGGUGGUGAUGCUGGCAAUAGGGAAGACCAGAUAAACAGGCUCAUUAGAAGGAUGAACUAAAGGUUUUCCCAUGAUGCCUUCAAGUCUGUCUGUUAAUAAAAUCUGGUUUAAAACAA
Messenger RNA from Xenopus tropicalis (tropical clawed frog), 802 nucleotides. RefSeq names its product ribosomal protein L7 (gene rpl7). The record is from RefSeq and is marked provisional. Gene Ontology annotation, cellular component: cytoplasm. NCBI's taxonomy places the organism in Eukaryota, Metazoa, Chordata, Amphibia, Anura, Pipidae. Gene Ontology annotation, molecular function: RNA binding.